AUGUCGAGCGAGCAACCAAUUCUGAAAGGUGGUCACCUGCCUGCGGUGAAGGCUGGGGGGAUGCGCAUAACACAGCAUAAGCCACCGAAGGAAGACAAACCGAAGGAGUCGAGAUCUUCUGACGAUGAAGAGUUCCCUGCGGGAUCGCCACCGAAACCUUCGCCACUUGUCAUAUCCGGGGCGGUCGUGAAAGGUGAUGCUGAUUUUCCGCCGGAGGCUAUUCAGAAAUUUCACAACAAGCCGGAGCCGAGCCAUGACGAUCGUCGCAACUCUGGCGCAUAUAAGUCCAUUAUUCACCAACCGAGGAAGUGA
Notodromas monacha is the source of this 312-nucleotide messenger RNA. The record is from the annotation of a GenBank genome assembly. Lineage: Eukaryota; Metazoa; Arthropoda; Ostracoda; Podocopida; Cyprididae.